This is a messenger RNA of Penicillium maclennaniae, 765 nucleotides long. Its product is annotated as SDR family oxidoreductase. The transcript is spliced from 4 exons. Lineage: Eukaryota; Fungi; Ascomycota; Eurotiomycetes; Eurotiales; Aspergillaceae. The coding region runs from base 1 to 765 and encodes 254 amino acids. The record is from RefSeq and is a predicted model, not a curated record.
AUGACCGGCUCACGACUGCAGGAUAAGGUUGUCAUCGUCACAGGAGGUGGCUCUGGCUUUGGUGCCGCUAUCGCCCUUCGAUUCGGAGCCGAGGGAGCCAAGGUCAUUGUUGCAGACAUCAAUGUCGAGGGUGGCGAGAAGGUGGCCGCACAACAUCCCAACCUGAUUUUCCAGCGUAUGGACGUCACUCAAGAGGGAGAUUGGCAAACUGUCGUCGACCUAGCGUUCUCAAAAUAUGGCGGAUUGGAUACCUUGGUGAACAACGCUGGCACUACUUAUCGGAAUAAGCCCACAGCAGAGGUCACCGAAGAUGAAUGGGAACGGGUCUUCCAGGUCAAUGUCAAGAGUAUCUUCCUAGCCGGCAAGGUCGCGAUGCCUCGAUUUCUCCAACAGGGCAAGAGUCGAGGUGGCAGCAUGAUCAAUAUCAGUUCGACGGGUGCCAGCCGCCCACGACCGGGCCUGGUGUGGUACAACGCAUCCAAGGGUGCCGUUACCAACGCUACCAAGGGCCUCGCAGCCGAGUAUGGUCCCCACAACAUCCGCGUCAAUAGUGUGGCACCGUUGCUGUCCGGCACGGGUCUCUUUUCCAUGUUUACGGGUAUGGAGGACACUCCGGAGAACAGGGAGAAGUUUAUCGGCAAUGUGCCCCUGGGUCGUCUGACCGAAGCCGAUGAUAUCGCCAAUAUGUGUCUCUAUCUCGCUAGCGACGAAGGAAGCUUCAUCAAUGGGACGGAGAUGGUGGUUGAUGGCGGCAAGUGUAUCUAA